Pomacea canaliculata is the source of this 2523-nucleotide messenger RNA. Its product is annotated as tripartite motif-containing protein 3-like. The coding region runs from base 442 to 1614 and encodes 390 amino acids. Gene Ontology annotation, biological process: positive regulation of DNA-templated transcription. The transcript is spliced from 2 exons. Gene Ontology annotation, molecular function: ubiquitin-protein transferase activity; zinc ion binding. Gene Ontology annotation, cellular component: chromatin; nucleoplasm. Lineage: Eukaryota; Metazoa; Mollusca; Gastropoda; Architaenioglossa; Ampullariidae. The record is from RefSeq and is a predicted model, not a curated record.
UACCAGUUACAAUUUGCUUUAAAUUUUGAACUAAGUUUGUCAUGUUUAUUUUUUAUUAUUAUUAUAUUUUUUGAGACAUAGAAGUUAUUUCGCUCUUUCGGGUAGUACAGUUUCUGGGAAAAUCUAAACACCUGUGUAAGAAUGACGACAGCCAAAGCGUUGACUUCCUGGUUGCUCUGCUGUUAAAUGAGCCGCGUUUUCAGUUUGAUUCAUGAUACCACCACCAGGCGCACCGUAUACUGACAAAGAUUGCCACCCCACGCACGUCCUCACCUUUCCAGCCUAGCUCAGCGAUGCUGGGGUCAGACAAAUAAACAAACUCGAUCUGGAACAAAUUAAAGGGACCUAGCCGCAAAUCAACACCGAAAUGGCCAGGCGACUGUCGGAGAGACACCUUUGUGUUUUGUGCCUGGAGCGUCUGAGGUUGCCAAGAAUUCUUCCAUGUUUCCACUCAUUCUGCCUAGAGUGCCUGGAAAACUUGAUCACCAGCUGCUCUGGUCACGCUUUGCAUGCCCCACGUGCAGAAAGACUUAUGCUGUACCUGAAACAGGUGCACUGGGCUUUCAGAACAACUUUUACCUCGAAGAGGAUUCGGGUGAUGACGAAAAUAACGAGACAAACGUUGAAGACCUGUGUCCGCAUCAUACUUCAGAGCAUCUCCGCUUUUACUGCACGAGAUGCCGCGUGGCUGUGUGUAGAGACUGCAAACUGACCUCACACGAGGGGCACGUGACGGUGGACGUUGCUGAGGAGAUGGGACGGGUAAAGGAGGUGUGUAAUCGCGUGCAUGUGCACACACGUGAGGUACUUCUACCCGCACUUCACCAACACUACAGCUCUUUUGUAACAGCUGUGGACGCCGUUUCUAGUAACGCCAACGUCCAGCGUCUCAAAAUGGAAAUAACAUCGAGAGGUGAUGCCCUCAAGAAAGCUGUUGACGAAAGUGUCAAACAGUCCACGCAGGCUCUGGAGCAGGCUGCCAGUAAAAUCAGAAAAAACGAGGUGGUGGAAAAAAUGAACAAGCAAAUGGAAGACCUGUCAUGUUUGUGUGAUUAUUUCGACAUCGUCCUGUCCCAAACCGGUCAGAGAGAGGUUCUGUCUCUUCCGACUCACCUUGUAAAUUUUUUUCGCUCCGACAUCAACGACACUGAUGGCCUCGUUCAGAACCCACCGCUGUCGAGGCCUUUGCCAGCAAUGUCGUCGAAUGAUGACGGGCCAGCUGCCCUGAUUGAUCAACUGCUAAACACUUCUGAUCCUGCUUCUUUACCCAAUUUCAAGAUCUUUGCCACCCGACCCCCUGGCAUUGAGAUCGUCUCUUCUGCAGCUUCACCUGGCACUGGACGAGACGUCCCCAGCCCAGACAGCGCCUGCGUCAGUCAGCAGAUUGGCCUCCAACCUUUGAGGUCCUCCAUCCAAAACUACGUGGGCCACGUCCGCCUGGUCAUCGACAGGAAGGGCCAGGGUGUUACCCGGCACGUGGAUCCUGAUUGCGAGGCGAACACCGCUCGUCCCUUUGGGCAGCAGCGGAAGUUGUCGCUACCAAAUCCCAUCAACCUCAACAACAACAGACCGACAGGCGCGGCAGUUCUGAUCAGCAGCCGCAGAAUACCGUGACAUCCUCUGCAGCCUUCGAUCAUCCCGACGUGAAUAGAAGUUUGCAUUAUCCUCUUAUACCUUAAGAUAAUUGCAAAUAGAAAUCCUUAAUUGUAUAUCUACGAGCUUCACUAUGAGUGCUCUCCUUACUUUUCUCUCCCCACCCCCACACACACACAAACUCCCUUUCCUGGUAAGCGAAAUGUAUUUGUGGGUCUGGCUGACUUUUUUAAAGUUUACAUCUUUGCACUGCAAUUGAUCAGAAUUAUUUUGAAAAUUCCAUAAAUUACUUAAUUUUCAAAAUGAAAUAUUGAUGCAAACAUCUGUGCUAAUAAUGUUAUGCCUGUUCCUUUAGCGAUGGUUUCAAGGUAAAUGGUAGAAAUCACACUUUUUUAUAACCGUAAGGGAUGAUGCGGAAAAAUAAAAAGCCUAAAAAAUAAAGUUUUUUUAAAAAGAUGAGAGAAAUCAUGCUUUUGCUCCUGGUCAGCUGACCAACGAUAAUGCGCUCCCUCUCUCUUUCGCACCCCCAGGAGAAAACAUCGAUUUCACUUGUAACUGUGAAGGAAAAUGCAUGCAAAAAUGUCAGGCACACGACACUCAAGACGGAAUAACUGUAGGCUAACCUGACAAAUCAGUUAUUGUCCUCGUUGAAUAAGAAAUCACAUCAUCUACUGCUGUCCCUAUAGUGAUCUUACCAAGCUACAUUCUCUUUUCCUAAUCUUAUUUCGUCACGUACGAGGUGAAUAGUGAGGUAGCCCUGUGUCAACAAGCUUCUUCUCUACUUUUUUCUGUAUGAAACACUUCUCAGCCAAGCAAUAAAAGAUACAACUGUAUCCAGUUUGAGUUGUGGCUGAAUAUUGAUGGGUGUGAUGAUGAUUCCUUGAUAUGAUCAGAUGAUUUCAUAUGAAGAAAUAAAAGAUGCAGUACUAU